Messenger RNA from Colletotrichum truncatum, 2811 nucleotides. RefSeq names its product ATP-dependent protease la 2. NCBI's taxonomy places the organism in Eukaryota, Fungi, Ascomycota, Sordariomycetes, Glomerellales, Glomerellaceae. The record is from RefSeq and is a predicted model, not a curated record. Gene Ontology annotation, biological process: protein processing; protein catabolic process; protein targeting to peroxisome. Gene Ontology annotation, cellular component: peroxisomal matrix. Gene Ontology annotation, molecular function: ATP-dependent peptidase activity; serine-type endopeptidase activity; ATP hydrolysis activity.
AUGGCGCGAUCCCAAACUAAAUCUCUUCCCGUCAUCCCUCUCGCUCGCGGCACGAUCCUCUUGCCGGGCGUCACUCAGCGCAUUUCCGUCACGGCCGCCCGCCCCGAUAUCCCCGCCCUUCUAGCGAACGUUUACACCCGCGCAGCAUCUGCCGCGCCUAAUGAACGCAUCGACGCCGUCCCCAUUGCCUGCGUUCCCGUUUCCUCUCCGUUCGUCGGCACCAAUGGCCAGCUUCUCAUUCAGGAUGCCGACCAGGUAGACGAGACCCUCAUUAAGGACGUCGAUCCGGGCACAGCUCGCAAAUCCGACCUUUUCAACUAUGGUGUCGCCGCCCGCAUCACCGGCAUCGAGGGAAGGGGAACCGCUGAAUUCGCACUGCGAGUGGAGGGAGUCGCAAGAAUCCGCGUGGAAAAGGUUACACAAGAAAGGCCGCAUUUUGAGGCCGACGUCAAGUAUUUCCACGAUGAAAUAUCAACAGAUGCCCAGAUGCAGGAACUUUUCUCCCUUCUCAAACUUCGAUCACGAGAACUCGUUACGAUCCUCCGCAUAUCCGCCCUGCUCCCCAGAAGCCCAGACAGCCCCGGCGGCCUGUCUCCUCUCUUGACCAGAAGACUCGAAAUGUUCAUCAACAAGAAGGAGUUAAAGGACGCUGGAAAUCUAGCCGAUUUCAUGGCCAACAUCGUUGAGGCCUCGUACGAGGAGAAGCUGGAAGUUCUGGCAGCACUUGACGUCAAGGUCCGCUUGGCCAAGGUCAUCGAGCUGUUGGACCGUCAGGUUGGGGGCAUUAAGAACAACUUCAAAAUCACGACGUUCACCAGCGUGCCUGUGCAAUUUCUAGAUAAGAUCAACGACAGAUCAUCACGCCGAGUCGGUCCCAAUGGCGUCACGCUGCCGCCCAACACCAUGUUCCCACCCGGUCCUAACGGCGUCAUGGGCCCCAACCAGGAUGAGGAUCAGGAACCCAACGAGUUGGAGGAGCUCAAGAAGAAACUGGAUAAGGCUCAAUUGCCCCCCGAGGCUGCUAAGAUGGCUGACCGGGAAUUGAGGAGGCUGAAGAAGAUGAUGCCUGGAAACCAGGAAUACCAAGUCACGCGCACAUGGCUUGACGUCCUUGCCGAGAUUCCUUGGACUGUGACCACGGAUGACAGGCUGGGACCUGACACAUUGGCGAGAGCCCGCAAGCAACUUGACGAAGACCAUUACGGCCUGGACAAGGUCAAGAAGCGACUUGUCGAGUAUCUGGCUGUUCUCAGGCUGAAGCAAUCAAUUAAUGACGACGUUGAGGAGCAAAUCAAGAAGGCAGAGCAAGAGGCUGUUCCGCCAAAGUCCGAUAAGGACAAUGACAGCGAGCCAAAGGAGGAGAAGGCUGAUGCAGAGCGGGAAGAGAGGGCGAAGCUGGCCAGCACGAAGCUUGAGGUUCUCCGGUCGAAGCGAAUGGUGGACAGAUCACCAAUCAUGCUCUUGGCCGGUCCGCCUGGAGUGGGUAAAACUAGUUUGGCCAGAUCUGUAGCAACAGCACUGGGUAGGAAGUUCCAUCGAAUCUCGCUAGGUGGCGUUAGAGAUGAAGCUGAGAUCCGUGGUCAUCGACGGACGUAUGUGGCGGCUAUGCCAGGACUGAUUGUCCAGGGGUUGAGGAAGGUCGGGGUAGCGAACCCUGUGUUUCUGUUGGAUGAGAUUGACAAGUUGGGCAUGUCCAACUUCCAUGGUGAUCCGUCCGCAGCCAUGCUGGAGGUUCUUGACCCUGAGCAGAACAACUCGUUCACCGAUCACUACGUCGGCCUGCCCAUUGAUCUGAGCAAGGUCUUGUUCAUUGCCACCGCUAAUGAUUUGAACACCAUUCCAGCGCCUCUCCUGGACCGAAUGGAAACCAUCUAUCUGCCAGGCUACACGACGCUUGAAAAACGGCAUAUUGCAAUGCAGCACCUUGUCCCCAAACAAAUCCGUGUCAACGGACUCUCGGAAGAUCAGGUCAGCUUCGACAAGGAAGUGGUGUCAAAAAUCAUCGAGUCAUACACCCGUGAGUCAGGGGUUCGCAACCUGGAGCGCGAAAUUGGCUCUGUCUGCCGUGCCAAGGCAGUCGAGUUCGCCGAAGCCAAGGACGGGGGACAGCUCGAGACAUACAGGUCGCACCUGACGGUCGACGACAUUGAAGAGAUUCUCGGAAGCGAGAGAUUCGAGGAAGAAAUUGCCGAAAAGACCAGCCGACCAGGUAUCGUGACCGGCCUCGUAGCGUACAGCUCAGGCGGUAACGGUAGUAUCCUAUUUAUUGAGGUUGCAGACAUGCCUGGUAACGGCAGUGUGCAACUUACCGGUAAGCUGGGAGACGUCCUCAAAGAGAGCGUCGAGGUUGCUCUGUCGUGGGUGAAGGCUCAUGCCUAUGAACUGGGCCUGACGGCGGAGCCUACAACCAAUAUCAUGAAGGAACGUAGCAUUCACGUCCACUGCCCAUCCGGCUCAAUCCCCAAGGAUGGUCCCAGCAGUGGUAUCGCGCAAGCGAUCGCCCUCAUUUCGCUGUUUUCUGGAAAGAAUGUUCCGCCGACCAUGGCCAUGACCGGUGAAAUAUCCUUGCGCGGUCGUGUGACUGCAGUCGGAGGCAUCAAGGAGAAGCUCAUCGGCGCCCUCCGAGCGGGUGUCAAGACGGUGCUACUUCCCGCGCAGAAUCGGAAAGACGUAAAAGAUCUCCCACAGGAGGUCAAGGACGGUCUGGAGAUUCUUCAUGUCAGUCACAUUUGGGAAGCCAUCCGGCUCGUCUGGCCUGAUUCUCAAUGGCCCGGAGCCGAACCCUAUCCCCCUAUCGAAAGUCGCUUGUAA